CUGGGAUGCCCGUCCGUGUGUUGGCUGUCACAACAGGAAUCAUCAGUAAGGCUUCUUCUUCGGAAAACCCUUGGAAUGCGAUGCUCCGAUUUGUGUGGUACGUCAAAAGAACAAACUAAAUAAAUCAGUAAAUGCACAAAUCCAUUCUUUUGACAUCAGUGAGCACAACGGGAACUCAGAGCAGAGAAUGUAUGCGUGUAUCUGAUAUCCGAGGCAUGUAUCUCCUACACUUGGCUUGCGGUCCAUGUGUGAUGGGGAGCCGUGUGUUCAACAAAUGAGUAGACAGGCGCUGUUUUGGAGUGAUGCAGUCAAACGAAUCGUUAACAUCAACGUGUGACACUGAAGACGUGGGCUGUGAGCUCGAUUGAUGCGCUUGCCUAGGCGACUGGAAAUGUGAAAAGCCAGCGCUGAAAUCUCUCAGAUUCUCUUAGUUGGGAAGAAGCAAAGGACUUUUUCUAUCAAACCUGACUGCUGAAGUAACAGAGGAGGGCUUACUGUGUCACCAGGAAUCAGCCUCAUUCACGAGUAACUUCCAAGAAGAAAUGAAAAGGAUUUUUUACUUCCCUUGAAGUUGAAAGAUUAAUGCCACAUUUACUUUUAAGAGUGACAUGAAAAAUUCAACGUGAGACCUGGAUUUUUAAACAAGAAAGGAAAAAGAAAGUUAGCGAAAAUUUGACAGUAAAAACAUUCAAGUUUACACUGAGGGGUAUAUUUCCUGAUGACUCUGCGUUUUCAGAUGAAAAGGAGUGAUAAGCCUUGCCUGCACAGCUCACAAAAACCAGCUUGAAUCACCUGCUUCCUAAACUCUGGGCCCACAAGCAUCGAAAGAGGACUCUGAAGACACGAGUUAUAUCAGAAGGGAAGGAGCCCUUAAAGAGCGCAUGCCGUUUCUUGGUUUUAAACCUGCUUUCUCAACAACUCUCAGCACCAAGAGAUAUUUUUCUACUUGAACAAGAAGGAAGCUUAGAAGUUCCAACUAAAGAAGAAAGGACGAGAAAGUGAGCAACAGUGAAAAACAGAACUGGAGGGAACCAAAGGGCAACUGGGAGACAGUUGUCUACAGGGUCAAAAAAGGUUUGCCAACAUUUAUCAGGAAAAGACUAAAGAUGGGGACGAUUUUGCAUCUGAUGACUUUGAUGAUCUUCUCCUAGAAAAGCACCACUCUGGUUGUCUGGUGCUGUUUCACCAUUAUUGUUAUAUAAGCAGUCCUUGGAGAUUUUUCUAAUUCCUUUACUUAUUCCUUCUGGAUCAUAUUGCUUUUUUUUUUUUCUUUUACAAGGAAUUCGAAGCAACUCUUCACGAUGCCCCAGCCAUUCAGGACAGCCCUUUGUUCACUCCUUUGCGUCACUUUGUUUUUUCAUGCCUUGCCUCAGGUAAAGGCAGACUGUUGGCUUAUUGAAGGAGAUAAGGGCUACGUAUGGUUGGCGAUCUGCAGUCAGAACCAGCCGCCCUAUGAAACCAUCCCUCAGCACAUCAACAGCACGGUUCACGACCUUCGCCUCAAUGAGAACAAACUCAAGGCAGUGUUCUUCAGUUCUCUCAGCCGCUUUUGCAAUUUGACUGACCUGAACCUCACCAAGAAUGAAAUUUCCUACAUUGAAGAAGGGGCAUUCUCUGGCCAGUCAAACUUGCAAGUUCUGCAGCUUGGAUACAACAAGUUGACCAACCUAACGGAAGGCAUGCUACGUGGCUUGGGGCGUCUGCAGUAUCUCUUUGUGCAGCAUAAUUUGCUUGAAGUGAUUGCUGCCAAUGCCUUUUUCGAAUGCCCCAACUUAAUAAGCCUAGAUCUGUCCUCCAACAAACUUGUCCGGAUCGACCCUUCAACUUUUACAGGACUAAGUCGUCUGAUGGUGUGUGAAUUGGCUGGAAAUCCCUUUCAUUGUUCCUGUGAGCUGUAUAGUUUCCUAGUCUGGUUGGAGGCCUUUAACAAUGUGACACGUAACUAUGACCGACUGCAGUGUGAAACACCACCUGAUUUUUCAGGGUAUCCUUUGUUAAGUCCACGGCCUGGACAUGGUAGGAAUGCAAUGUCCAUUUUGUCCUCCAUGUGUAGAAAUGGAGCCCUUAUACCUGGUAUGCCUACCAUGUCUUACUCUGAUCCAAGAAUGGAUCUCUAUGAAAAUUCUGGCACUGAUCCUGAUGAUCUCAUUAUGCUGGAACCCACAACCUCUUCCACUAUGGACCCUACUGUCAACCCCAGUAUCCAGGUUCAUCAAAUAACUUCUAAUACAGCCACUUUGGUGGUGCAGAUCCCCUUCCCCUAUAGAAAGAUGUAUAUCUUGGUCCAAUACAACAAUAGCUAUGUUUCUGAUGUGAUGAAUUUAAGAAAUAUCAAAGAAUUCAUCAUCCUAGACAAACUAAAGUCCCAUACGGAUUACACUUUCUGUGUCGCUUCCAUCCGUAAUUCACAGCGCCACAAUCAUACCUGCAUUACGUUUACUACUCGUAACCAAAAUCCAGAGGAGAAAAUCCCUAAUGCUUCUACCACUACCCAUUACAUCAUGACCAUUCUGGGGUGCCUCUUUGGGAUGGUCAUAGUGUUAGGAGUAGUUUAUUACUGCCUACGGAAACGGAGAAUCCAAGAAGAAAAGCAAAAAUCUAUGAGCGUCAAAAAGACCAUUUUGGAGAUGAGAUACGGCCCUGAAGCCGCAGCCAGUGCCGGCUCAGAACCGAUCAGCUCAAUUGUUCAGAAACUGCAUGAGCACCAACAUCACCAUGGGCAGCCCAAACUGCUGUCGUCUUCUUCCAGCAGUUCAAUGGUCGGUGGUCAUCCAGCUUCAUCAAACACCUCUACAUCCCGACUCUCUGCCAUUCCUCAAGCUGAGAAGACGCUCAGCUCUUUCUCAGAAGCUUUGUCAGCUACCAAAGGAAACUACAUGGACAUUCGAACUAGCUCCAUCGGGGACUCAACAGAGAGGUCUCACCAGCACCGCUCUAUGUCAGUUGAGGAAGAGACACCGGGACAAGAUCAAGAUGACAAUGGCUGUGAUGUGGGGGAUGACUCAGAAGAAGAUGCCAAUGGCUCAGCCUCUGAGAUUUCAACAAUCGCUAAAGAAGUGGACAAGGUGAACCAGAUCAUUAACAACUGCAUUGAUGCCCUGAAGCUGGACUCAUCUGGUUGCGGGGUGACAUCGUCUUCUGCAAGCAGACCUCAAUCAUUGAUGCCUAUUUCUUCUGCAGCUUCAGAGACGUGCCCGUCAGGUGUCCAGAUAAUCUCAUCCCCCAAGCUGAGCAUUCCUCCACCCCCACUGGGUGUCCCUUUACCAGAGAGGCCUGGAAUUAGUGGAGGUGGCUUUCUUUCCCCCCCUUAUAGAGAGCCUCCUUCGGGCCGACCUUUGCAGAGGCAACUGAGUGCUGAUGCUGCCGUCGUGGUGAACAGCUCAGCCAAGAAGAGAUGCAGCGUCUCCUCUAGUGGUUCCGUUAAAAGUGCGCGGGUUUUCAGUCUCGACGUUCCAGACAGAAGCCCAGAUUCCUCCAAGUAUACAGAGAAAGGUAGUCCUUUAGCCUGUGGGGAACCUCUGGAAAGGUUACCACUAAUGGGUUCCGCUGGAGGGACAUCUAGCAUUCAGCAUCUGGAAGUGCGCCCAGCGUACCACUGCUCAGAGCAUCGCCAUUCCUUUCCGGCUCUCUAUUAUGAGGGCUCGUCAGAGUCUCCCACCCAGAGAGCCUCCUUCCUUAAACCUCUGACCCGCUCAAAAAGGGACGCUGCUUCCUACUCCCAGCUCUCCCCCAGGCACAACUAUUCGGGGUAUUCCUCCAGUCCCGAAUACUCUUCCGAGAGCACCCUAAAAAUAUGGGAACGCUUCAGGCCUUACAAGAAGAGCCCACGAGAAGAGGCUUCCUAUAUAGCGGCGGGCCACGCUUUGAGAAAGAAGGUCCAGUUUGCAAAGGAUGAGGAUCUUCACGAUAUUUUGGAUUACUGGAAAGACACCCACAGGGCAAAAUGGGAUAUGCAGUUGGAGAAGGCAACACUGUUGGGGACCUCCAGAUCCACUAGAUGGAGCACUUGAGAUGGAGCUUCUCUUCCCUCAUCCGACUUACUUGGAAGUGGUUGUAACGGGUGGUUUUGAUACAUCACACAUACUCCCAGGCCUGGCUUUAAAGGAAUCUCAUGUCCUUAGCCAGGUUAUCUGGAGUUGGAAGAGGAGCAUGAACAAAGUUCACAUGAAGUGGAGGAGAAGGAGGAGGAAGAGAAAUGUCUAGUUUGUGAAAGAAAAGAAAAACCCUAUAUUCUAAAACUAAUUGUAAAAGUAAGGAAUCUUUUGAAUCUGGGACUUAGUUGUCAACAAUUUUGUUCUGCGUUCUAGUAUAUUUUAUUUACACAUGUAGAUAUAUAUUUAUAUGCACAUAUCUGUAU
This is a messenger RNA of Polypterus senegalus (gray bichir), 4357 nucleotides long. Its product is annotated as protein phosphatase 1 regulatory subunit 29-like. Bases 1302 to 4010 code for a protein of 902 amino acids. NCBI's taxonomy places the organism in Eukaryota, Metazoa, Chordata, Cladistia, Polypteriformes, Polypteridae. The record is from RefSeq and is a predicted model, not a curated record. Gene Ontology annotation, molecular function: protein binding. The transcript is spliced from 5 exons. Gene Ontology annotation, cellular component: plasma membrane.